UUCUUUAUCUUUUAAUACUGAAUAAGAGUAAUGUAUUUUCACAUGAAGUGUGUUUAAAUUGUUAUACUAACCUGGCCCAAGAAUGACUUUUGACACCAGACUAGGUACAUUUAUUUCCAGUAAUUUCCCAUUUAUUCUAAUGGGAAUUCAGAGUGUUAACACUUUUACUAUGCAGACGUUACUGACAGAGUUUGUUUUCGCCACUUGUUAUGUUUUAAAAAUCUAUUUAAGUAGGAACAAACACCCUUAAAAAAAAUGCCCUGCUUAAGCACAUGGAAUCUCCCUUAUACAGGAAACUCUGUGAGGGCUGGAACUCUGCCAGUUUUUAUCACCACUACUGCAUAUCCUAUACCCAGCCCAGUGCCUAGGUCAGAGUAGGUCCUCAAUAUAAGUAUUUGUUAACUGAAUGAAUGACCACAUGAUGAAUGUGUUAAAUGAAUGAGUGACUAGUUGAAUGAAUAAGUAGAUUUCAAUUCCAAAUACUCUGGAGCAGUAUUUCCCAAACUUCAUCCAUUAAUAGAUAUUCCCCUUAAUGCCCUGUGUACUUCUUUGACAUUACUUCCUCUUCAACCUAGAUCCACAGUGUUUCCUGUGGGCCAAAAUUUCCUUUUGAGGCAAAAGGCUCUGUCAAUUACUUCUAGUUAAUUCUUUUAAAAAUAUUUGCCCUAUUAUUCCUGAGCCCCAGAACAUUUUGGAUCAUUAAACUUAGAAUGUAAACUCAGCAGUAGUAUAAGCAAAAAAGUAUGGAAAACAUUUGAAAGCAUGGAGAGCCCGUGAAGUGCGAUUAUAAGAUGGCCAGAGGGAAAAGACAAGACUUCCUAGCCUUGGAACCAUUCAGACCGUGGUCUGGUGAGGAUACUUCAUACCAUGUAUUAUGUUGAUCAGUGAACAAAUAUUUAAGUUCUGAAAAUCCACUGUUCUUUGAACUGCGUGCCAGAUACCUAAUUGCUUGUGAACGCAUACCUGAAGCAAUGGCUCUUAUUAAAUCUUGUAUAAAUCACCCAGAAAUCAGCAAAGACUUGUACUUCCAUCAAGCACUCUUCACAUGUCUGUUUAUGUCACCUGUAGAAGAUCAGCUAUUCCAGGAGCAUUUAUUGAAAACUGAUUGUAAGAGUGGAAUUGAUAUCAUCUGUAACACUGAAAAAGAAGGCAAGACUAUGUUAGCCCUACAACUCUGUGAAUCCUUUCUUAUUCCACAGCUCCAGAAUGGAGAUAUGUACUGUAUCUGGGAGUUGAUUUUCAUAUGGAGUAAACUUCAGCUUAAGUCUAAUCCUUCAAAACAAGUUUUUGUAGAUCAAUGCUACCAGCUUUUAAGAACAGCAACUAAUGUGAGAGUCAUAUUUCCUUUCAUGAAAAUCAUUAAAGAUGAGGUUGAAGAAGACGGCCUACAAAUUUGUGUUGAAAUAUGUGGUUGUGCUCUACAACUCGAUCUUCAUGAUGAUCCCAAAACUAAAUGUUUAAUUUAUAAAACAAUUGCACAUUUUUUGCCAAAUGAUUUGGAGAUCCUCAGGAUUUGUGCACUCUCAAUAUUUUUUCUUGAGCGCUCCUUGGAAGCUUAUCAUACUGUUGAAGAGCUUUACAAACGUCCAGAUGAGGAAUAUAACGAAGGCACAAGUAGUGUUCAAAAUCGUGUUCGUUUUGAAUUACUUCCAAUUUUGAAAAAGGGAUUGUUUUUUGAUCCCGAAUUCUGGAACUUCGUAAUGAUUAAGAAAAACUGUGUAGCAUUAUUGAGUGAUAAAUCAGCAGUUAGAUUUCUAAAUGAAAGUACACUGGAAAAUUCUACAGGUAAUCUAAAAAAGGUGGUGGAACAGCAAGGUUUAGAUGAAGGGCUGGACUCUCUUACAGAUCAGAGCACUGGAGAGCUUGAUCCUGAUGAUAUAUCUAGAGUGCAACCUAAGGGUCACAUUAAUAAGAAAAAUCUUAUGGCUCUUAAUGUUUCCAGAGUAGAUCACAAUGUCCCAAGGCAUCGGUGUAUGUUAUGUAACAAGGAAUUUCUAGGUGGUCACAUUGUGAGGCAUGCCCAGGCUCAUCAGAAAAAGGGUAGUUUUUCAUGUGUAAUAUGUGGUAGGAAAUUUAGGAACAGAGGACUUAUGCAGAAGCAUUUAAAGAAUCAUGUUAAGAAAAUACAAAGACAGCAAAUUGCUGCAGCUCAACAAGAGGAUCAGGAAAUCCCUGCUUUGGAAGAAAUAAAUUGUUCUGAUACUUUCAUUUCAUUUGAAAAUGGGAAUUCUGGUAAUAAAGAUUUGGAAAUAGAGACAAUUACUGCUUCCAGUGAUGGAAACAAAGAAGUCAUCCCUGCACAUGUGGCUGAAUUCAUUGAAAUUCCUGUAAGUGUAUCGGAAGAUGUUAUUGAGAACAUGAUUGAAAAUGGAAGUCCUGAUACUUCUUUAAAUAAUGUCUCGGAGCCUUUGCCUGUCUGUGAGGAUGACUAUGAGGAGGAAGAGGAUGAAGAAGGUGAUUACGAAGAUGACGAUUAUGACCUGAAUCAAGAAACUUCAGUACUUCAUAAAAUCAAUGGAACUGUGUGCCAUCCAAAAGACAUAUAUGCUACAGAUCAAGAAGGAAACUUUAAGUGCCCUGCUCUUGGUUGUGUCAGGAUAUUUAAAAGAAUUGGCUUUCUAAAUAAACACGCAAGGACUGUACAUCCAACUGAUUUAAACGUGCGGCAAACAGUAAUGAAGUGGAGCAAAGGAAAAUGCAAAUUCUGUCAGAGGCAAUUUGAAGAUUCUCAACAUUUUAUAGAUCACCUUAAUAGACACAGCUAUCCAAAUGUGUACUUUUGUUUGCAUUUUAAUUGCAAUGAGGCGUUUAAGUUGCCAUUCCAGCUUGCUCAGCAUACAAAAAGUCACAGGAUAUUUCAAGCUCAGUGUAGUUUUCCAGAAUGCCAUGAGCUUUUUGAAGAUCUUCCUCUGCUAUAUGAACAUGAGGCUCAGCACUAUUUAAGUAAAACACCAGAAUCAUCUGCACAACCAAGUGAAACAAUUCUUUGGGAUGUUCUUACAGACUCAAAUCCUAAUCAUCAGGAAAAAGACUCAUCUAGUAAUGAGAAACAAACUAUUAGUCUGCCAGUUUCUACUAGCAAAUCAAGGAAAGAUUCCACAGAACCAAAGACAUGUACAGAAAGUAUGGAAAAGAAAACAGAUGGUUUAGUUCAGAAUGGAAAUGAACAUUCUGAUGACACUGUUUCUGAUAUAAGCUUGACAGACCAAAAGAUGCCUGACAUAGAGCCAAAUUCUGAAAAUAAUUGUAGUAUUAGUGAUUUAGUCAAUGGACACAGUGGAAUAGAGCAGACACCUUUAGUUUCGUCAGAUCCUGCUUUGAAAACUGAUGCAAAUAGAAUCAGGACAGAAAACGGUUCCAUUUUACCUAGUGUUGUACCACAAGAACAUAAUACCCUGCCAGUAUCUCAGGCACCUUCCAAACCAAAUCUGACGAGUGAACAUACUUCAUAUGGCUUAAUUUUAACAAAGCCAUAUGUCAGACCACUGCCUCCCAGUUACCUGGAUGAACGGUACCUUAGUAUGCCAAAACGCAGAAAAUUUCUGACUGAUAGAGUAGAUGCCUGUUCUGAUCAAGAUAACGUUUGUAAAAAAUCCGUGAAAAGAUUAAGAUGUGGCAAAUGCCUGACCACCUACUGUAAUGCAGAAGCACUUGAGGCUCACCUUGCACAAAAGAAAUGUCAGACACUCUUUGGAUUUGAUUCAGAUGAUGAAAGUGCCUGAUAAAAAUGUUACAGAAAGAUCUGUCGAUCAAGCAGUAGUGCGAAAAAAGCACUGCAAGAAAUUGCAUCAUCAGUUUGCUAUUUUCCUGAUGGCCUUAAUUUUCAAGCGGUCUUGGAUUACUAAAGAUAAAGACAAAGCACAUUUUCUAGAAUGAACUCAGAGAGGAGAUGUGCUGGUUUAGACUCCAAAAGGGUUAUUACAAAACUCCCAAAGUACCAGUUAUCCAGAAAACCACAUUUCUUUAAAAAGUUGAUGACUUAAUGCAGCAUGUUCAGUUUCACUUACGUGAGAAACAUGUUCAGGCAACUAGUCAGAAAGAAAAACCAGCUAUGGCCUUACAGAAAGGGAAAAGUUAAUCCAUUAUUAAAAAAGGGGAGGGGUUUAUUGUUUACAAUAAACAACUUGAAGUAUUCUA
Messenger RNA from Zalophus californianus (California sea lion), 4137 nucleotides. RefSeq names its product zinc finger protein 654 (gene ZNF654). Gene Ontology annotation, molecular function: DNA binding; DNA-binding transcription factor activity, RNA polymerase II-specific. Gene Ontology annotation, cellular component: nucleus. Lineage: Eukaryota; Metazoa; Chordata; Mammalia; Carnivora; Otariidae. The transcript is spliced from 6 exons. Gene Ontology annotation, biological process: regulation of transcription by RNA polymerase II. The record is from RefSeq and is a predicted model, not a curated record. The coding region runs from base 972 to 3722 and encodes 916 amino acids.